Molecule: messenger RNA, 3679 nt
Organism: Mauremys mutica (yellowpond turtle)
Lineage: Eukaryota; Metazoa; Chordata; Testudines; Geoemydidae
Gene: EFR3A
Product: EFR3 homolog A
Exons: 24
Coding region: 11-2461 (816 amino acids)
Biological process (GO): protein localization to plasma membrane
Cellular component (GO): plasma membrane
Source: RefSeq, a predicted model, not a curated record
AAGUCCAUUUAUGCAUUUGGGAGUAUGCUGUUGCUGUGCUGCUUUGCGCCCUCGUUACAAACGUCUGGUGGAUAACAUAUUCCCCGAAGAUCCCAAAGAUGGCCUUGUUAAAGCUGAUAUGGAGAAGCUGACUUUUUAUGCAGUUUCUGCCCCAGAGAAGCUGGACCGAAUUGGAGCUUACCUAGCAGAGAGACUGAGCAGAGAUGUUGUCAGACAUCGCUACGGGUAUGUUUUAAUCGCCAUGGAGGCACUGGACCAACUUUUAAUGGCUUGCCAUUCUCAAAGCAUUAAACCAUUUGUGGAAAGUUUCCUUCAGAUGGUGGCCAAGCUUCUAGAGUCAGGGGAACCAAAGCUGCAAGUUCUUGGAACCAAUUCUUUUGUCAAAUUUGCCAACAUUGAGGAAGACACCCCUUCAUAUCACAGACGCUAUGACUUUUUUGUUUCUCGAUUUAGUGCCAUGUGUCAUUCCUGUCACAGUGAUCCAGAAACACGAACUGAGAUCCGGAUUGCUGGAAUCAGAGGCAUUCAGGGAGUAGUACGUAAAACAGUUAAUGAUGAGCUCAGAGCAACCAUAUGGGAGCCUCAGCAUAUGGACAAGAUAGUUCCCUCGCUGCUGUUUAAUAUGCAGAAGAUAGAAGACAUUGACAGUCGAAUUGGCCCACCCUCUUCCCCUACAGGAGGAGAGAAAGAGGAGAACCCUGCUGUGCUGGCCGAGAAUUGUUUUAGAGAACUGUUGGGCCGAGCAACCUAUGGGAAUAUGAAUAAUGCUGUCAGACCAGUUUUUGCACAUUUAGACCAUCACAAACUCUGGGACCCCAAUGAAUUUGCUGUCUCCUGCUUCAAAAUAAUCAUGUAUUCUAUACAGGCACAAUACUCCCAUCAUGUAAUACAGGAGACUCUUGGACACCUUGAUGCUCGCAAAAGGGAUUCGCCACGAGUCCGAGCAGGCAUUAUUCAGGUUCUUUUGGAAGCAGUUGCCAUUGCUGCUAAAGGAUCCAUAGGCCCAACAGUCUUGGAAGUGUUUAAUACCCUACUGAAGCACUUGCGUCUCAGUGUUGAUUUUGAAUUAGGUGAGAGGCGUAGCUCAACUGGCAGUGCCAGUUUCAGCACAAGCUCCAAAGAAAGCGACGAGAGGAUUGUCCAGAAUGCCAUUAUUCAAACAAUUGGGUUUUUUGGGAGCAAUCUCCCAGAUUACCAGCGGUCAGAGAUUAUGAUGUUCGUUAUGGGGAAAGUGCCUGUUUUUGGGACAUCCUCACAUUCGCUGGAUACAAGCCACCUUGGGGAUUUGGGAACUAGGCGGAUUCAGAUCAUGUUGCUGAGAUCUUUACUUAUGGUGACUUCAGGAUAUAAUGCAAAGACUAUUGCUGCUGCUCUUCCUGCCCCAUUUCUUGAUCCUUUAUUGUCUCCUUCACUCAUGGAAGACUCUGAGUUAAGACAGCUGGUCUUGGAAAUAUUGCAUAAUCUUAUAGAUCGGCAUGACAACAGAGCAAAACUUAGAGGAAUAAGAAUAAUACCAGAUGUUUCUGAUCUAAAGAUAAAACGAGACAAAAUUUCAAGGCAAGAUGUGAGCUUCAUGAAGAAGCACGGGCAGCAAUUGUACAGGCACAUCUACUUGGGCUGUAAAGAAGAAGAUAAUGUCCAAAAGAAUUUUGAGCUGCUGUACACGUCUCUAGCUCUUAUAACAAUCGAACUAGCCAAUGAAGAAGUGGUUAUUGACCUCAUUCGACUGGCCAUUGCUUUGCAGGAUAUCGUCAUCAUUAAUGAGGAUAACUUGCCAAUGUUCAAUCGCUGUGGUGUCAUGGCAUUGGUUGCUGCCUACCUCAACUUUCUAAGUCAGAUGAUUGCAGUCCCUGCCUUUUGCCAGCAUGUCAGCAAGGUCAUUGAAACGCGAACUGUGGAAGCACCCUAUUUUCUUCCAGAAAACAUCUUCAAAGACAAGCUCACUCUUCCCAAAUCUUUGGAGAAGCAUGAAAAAAACUUGUUUUUCCUGACAAACAAGAUUGCAGAAUCAUUAGGCGGCAGUGGAUACAGUGUGGAAAGAUUGUCGGUGCCAUAUGUGCCCCAGGUAACAGAUGAAGAUAGACUCUCCAGAAGGAAGAGCAUUGUGGACACUGUAUCUAUUCAGGUGGAUAUUCUGCCUGGCAACAACACAGAGGAUAAGGUUAAUACUGAAGAAAUCACCUUUGAAGCUUUGAAGAAAGCAAUUGAUAAUACUGGACUUGAAGAGCAGGAGAAAGAAAAGAGACGUCUAGUGAUUGAAAAGUUCCAAAAAGCACCUUUUGAAGAAAUUGCAGCACAGUGUGAAACAAAAGCAAACUUUCUUCAUGAUAGACUUGCACAGAUAUUGGAGCUCACCAUUCGUCCUCCUCCUAGCCCCUCGGGAACGAUGACCAUUACUGCUGGACACGCUCAUUACCAAUCCGUUCCAGUCUAUGAGAUGAAGUUUCCAGAUCUUUUUUGACAGUGCAAUCACAGCUGUUAGUGGAUGACGAAACAACCUCUUACCUACAGCAUUCCGUUGUGAUUGUUACUGCUGCAACGUAUCAUCCUGAUCAGACCAGAGUCAACAGCAUUAGUAGAACUCGUUGUCACCUUAGUUUUUAGUUUUCACUUUUUGUUUUUUAAGGUAAGAUACUAGAUUUUGACCUAUGUAAACAGAGUGUAUUUUUUUUAAUUAGAUGUAAGCUAGGGACACAAUGUAAAACAAUCAUCAUCCACAGUGAUGUGAUUUUAUAAAGUAACACUGUGCACAUUUGUACAAAAAAGAAAUCGAAUUAAAGAGUCUAAUAAGAAAUAAAGAAUGUACUUUCAUUUGCACUCUUGUAAUACGCAGACUGUGGUGUAAAUACAGAAGUUUCUCAGAUUAACUAAAUUCUGUUGCAUGUAUACUGCAUGUGAAAAAUUAUAUUCAGCAUUUCAUGUAGCAUUCAUUUGAAGUCUAUUGAUGAAGCAUUUGUUUCAUUUAAUCACAAUGAAACAAUCAUAGGCUCCCACAUGUCCUAAAUUCAGACAUGUCUUGUUCAGGAUGUUCAGAUGUUAAGGAACUAAAGAUCUGUAAUUUUUUGGGAUUUUGCCUGAUACAGAAUUCCUUUCCUGCUGAAAAUGCAGAGAGUCUGCAAGUUGAGUAUUGUAGCCACUUUGGACAGAUGAGAAUUGAGGAUUUGUGGAAGUCUGCUGCAUAAUAUGUUGUACUCAUAGUUUACUGUAAGUAAUAAAUUGUAGGUAUUUUGAAAUCAAAUUGUUCAGAAUGCUGUUUUUAUGUAUACAGUUGCUUUGAAUUCCUUAUUUCUUUCUGGUCUUGAAAAGAGUUGCAGAGCUUAGAAUACAAAGUGUGCAUACUGGGCCUGUAGUGUCUGUGACAGUUUUGAAUACUGUUUGAAUGUUUAUCACUUCAUGUCCAGUUGACAUUUGUAUGUAUUCCAGCUUGUGCUUUAAAUUCUUUUAAAUGUAAUGUCACUUUGAGUAAUUAUGGUUUUUGAUCGCAGUUCAUUUUAAGGUAAAUUAAAAUUAUGUUAAUUCAUAAGAAAUAAAAUUAGCCUGUUCAGAGUAAGGUUAAUUUUGUCUGUUUUAUUGAAGCCCAUACAUUCUGUACUGUUAGUGUUGAACCAGUUUCAUGAAAUGUAAGAAUACACUGUGCAAUGUACAUUUCAGCAAUAAAAUAAACCAAAAAGUAAAAAUA